CAACAACAGCACAGAAAACCCCACAGGUCAUAGACAGCGGAGCUCCCUCCAGUCUCCAUCCAAUAACACGAGCUAACCACCGCCCAACCGAAACCGGGCCCCACCGGUCUCCCCGUCGCCACGUACGCGGCCGGAGCGCCCUAUACAAGCGCCACGUCGAUCGCCGACUCGCCGUCGCCGCGUCCCCCACGGCUCUUCCUUCAUCCUCCGGCGAGCUAUAAAUCCCUCCCGCCGACGCCACCCCCAUGGCAUCCCGCGGUUCCCCUUCCUCCUACUCCUCCCCGAGGACCCCGACGUCGUCGAAGGCUAACCCUUGGCCCGCGCCCUCCGCCCCGCCGCUGUACCCGACGCUCUCCAUGGCCGACCUCGCGCCCGUCGAGAUAGGGCCCGCCUCGUCGCCGACGGCCUCGGAUGACUACAACGCGCCUCCGCCGUCUGAGGACGUCCUCCUCCGGGUCCCCGGCGCGCGGCUCCACCUCGUCGACCGCAGCCGCAGCCACCCGCUGGCCGCCGGCGACCUCUCCCUCCUCCGCAUCCGCUCCGGCGACACCUCCCUGGCCGCCAUCGCGCUGCUGGGCCCGGUCCAGUGGCCGCUCGCGCGCGACGUGGCCGCCGUCAAGCUGGAUCCCUGCCACUACGCCUUCUCCCUCACCGUGCCGGCCUCCGCCGACGACCCCAGCCCCGACCCGCUCCACUACGGCCUCACGCUCUCCCGCCCCGAUGUGCGCCUCGACGGCGUCCUCGCUGCCUACACCAGCUUCUCCGUGCACGCCGUGGUCGGCGCCGGGCAGCUGGAGGCCAGGGUGCGCGACGAGGCCGAGGCCGCCGCGUACUGGACGGCCGUCGCGCCCAACGUGGAGGCGUACGGAGGCGCGGUGGCCAGGACCAUCGCCACGGGCGCCGAGCACCUCGCCAAGGGGAUACUGUGGUGCGGGGAGGUCACGGUGGAGAGGCUCCGUUGGGGCAAUGAGGUCCUCAAGAGGAGGAUGCAGCCUGGCGACGCCAACGCCGAGGUCAGCCCCGAGAUGCUCAGGCGAAUCAAAAGGGCUAAGAGGGUGAGCCAAAUAUCUGAGAAAGUGGCGACUGGGAUUUUGUCCGGAGUGGUGAAGGUCACUGGUUACUUCACAAGCUCUCUGGCCAACUCGAAAGCUGGCAAGAAGUUCUUCAACAUGUUGCCUGGAGAGAUCGUUCUUGCUUCGCUUGACGGAUUUGGGAAGAUCUGCGACGCCGUGGAGGUGGCCGGAAAGAACGUUUUGUCCACGUCGUCAACUGUGACGACCGGGCUAGUAUCUCACAGGUACGGAGACAAAGCCGCCGCCGCAACGAACGAAGGGCUGGACGCCGCCGGGCACGCCAUCGGGACGGCAUGGGCCGUGUUCAAGAUCCGGCAGGCCUUGAACCCCAAGAGCGUCCUCAAACCCACGGCGCUGGCCACGUCCACCAUCAGGGCCAACGUUGCCGAGCUUCGCGCGAUGCACGGCAGCAGCAAGUAGCUCGCGCCUGCCGUCCCUGUUUCGUAAAAACUCUAUUAUCUCGCUCUGUCACGACCAACGAUGCACUCGCUGCUUCCAGCAGCAGCGUUGGCUGUUGCCUGUUGGCCUGUAAAUUCGUGUGGCUGAAACUGGGAAAGCCGGGAACUGAAAGGCUUACCGCUUCCGCUUUGUUAGUGAUGCUGGUGAUGUUCUAAGAGCUUUUACCACUGCUGUGCUGCUGCGUUGGCUUG
Molecule: messenger RNA, 1723 nt
Organism: Zea mays
Lineage: Eukaryota; Viridiplantae; Streptophyta; Magnoliopsida; Poales; Poaceae
Product: physical impedance induced protein 2
Exons: 3
Coding region: 246-1493 (415 amino acids)
Cellular component (GO): plasma membrane
Source: RefSeq, marked provisional